UGUCGCUGUCUCUUUUUUUUCCCGCACUUCAAAAAGAUGUUGAGGAGGCUCCGUGUCCAUGUGUUCCCCUCUGCACGGGCUUGUCAUUUUCGGUUUUGGCCACACCCCUGCAGAGAUCCUCCCCAUCUCCCUGAUAUUUCAAAAACUAACUCAGGACAAUAGCAACGAAGGCACGCUUAAUUCAAUUAAUUUGUCCGUCUUGUCAAUCUCGGAUAAAUGGCCAAUGGCAAGCUCGUAAGAAUGAUCUGAAAUCUGAGGGGUUGAUAAGGUUUUCCCACCCUGUCAGUGCACGGCUGAGGAAAGGGGACUCUUCUCGGCUUCCUGAGGGGAGGUAAUUUGCACGGAUCAAGGGGCAGGCGUUGCGAAGUAUAAAUAGUGUGACUUCAAUAGCAGAUCACCAGCAGGUCUCUACUCCGCACAAGAAGAAUUGGCCGAGAUCUAGUACGUUUAGCAGAACACGGGCUCAAGAGUUGCCAACGACAUCACCUCACAUUUACGUCGACAAAAACGAAACACUAUUGAUGUCUUAUCGCGGGCUGUUGUGCUGGAACUGAGAAACAGAGAGUGAGCGAGCGCGAGAGGAGAACACCUUUUUUAAACUGGAGCAGUGAUGGAAGAACUCACCGCAUUUGUGUCCAAAUCUUUUGACCAGAAAGUGAAGGAGAAGAAGGAAGUGAUCACGUACCGGGAAGUGCUCGAGACCGGUGCAUCGGUACGAGGCAGGGAAGGUCUUAAUCCCGAACCCACUCGCGAGGAGGUGACUGCUAUAGCGCGGGGAGGAGCGCGAUCGCCAGGCAGGGAACCGGACAUGCUCGGGCCGGAGAGAAUGAGGGAUGCCAGCAGCCCCAAACUCAUUGACGGCAACGCGGAUAUGAAAGAACGAAAAGAGGACUCUAAACCGGUGGAGGACGAGAGCCAAGCUAAAAUCAAGCAGCGGAGAAGUCGGACUAACUUUACUCUAGAGCAGCUGAACGAGCUGGAGAGGCUCUUCGACGAGACGCACUACCCGGACGCCUUCAUGCGGGAGGAACUCAGCCAGCGACUGGGGCUCUCGGAAGCCCGCGUCCAAGUUUGGUUUCAAAAUCGGAGGGCCAAGUGCAGAAAGCAGGAAAAUCAGUUACACAAAGGGGUACUCAUCGGGGCUGCGAAUCAGUUUGAAGCAUGUCGUGUCGCGCCAUAUGUCAACGUGGGAGCUUUGCGGAUGCCAUUCCAACAGGAUAGUCAUUGCAACGUACCGCCCUUCUCCUUUCAGGUGCAGGCUCAACUGCAGUUGGACAGCGCAGUGGCCCACGCGCACCAUCACCUGCACUCGCACCUGGCGGCGCACGCGCCCUACAUGAUGUUUCCCGCUCCGCCAUUUGGGUUGCCCUUGGCGACGCUGGCAGCGGAAUCUGCGUCUGCCGCAUCGGUGGUGGCGGCGGCUGCGAUGGCCAAAAACAGCAACAAGAACUCCAGCAUCGCGGACCUGAGACUGAAGGCCAAAAAGCACGCGGCGGCGCUCGGACUGUGACAUGCGGCAUGCGCGCAAAACGUCUUGCGCCCCGGGCCGAGAGUCGGCAGUGGCGCAGAGCACGGAAGCGCCUGGCCUACAAUUUUACACACAAAACAAGGACCUUAUUUAUGUUUCACGAAGGACAAACAAGUAUAGGACAACUACACGGAUAGGCUAUUUAUGAAAUAUAAACAAAGCGAAUAAACUGUGAAAUCGACAAGAACUCUGGAUUCUCCAGGAGGGAACUGGUGUGUUUACACAGCUACACUAUUUAGAGGGAGUUGUAGAGACACGGAGUGGCGACGGGGAAGAAAGGAGAAGAAGAGAGAUGUCUACAAAGACGAGUAAAUAACGCAGCUGGGACGUUCGACUCUGUGUGACAAAGCGAACUAUUCUGCAGUUUUGCUUUAAUACAUCAUUAGUUGACUUUGAAUAUAGAGGCUGGCCUCGUUUUAUUUGAAACACGAGUUUCCCUCACCAAGGAAACGUGGAUAUUUGUGAAGAACAACAGAGAAACCAUGAAAGAGGAAUCUGGAGGGUGUUUUCUCAUUGCAAAAUGAGACCCACACCAAAACAGUGUUGCAUGAAUUUCUUUCCUCACGGAUGACUUAAUUUAAACGCCAUUUCAUAUCCAUGGCUCCGUUCAUGGACAAUUGCCAAUAGAGGAACUUAAAGCACUUGAAUAUUAUCGGGGUUCGGGGCGUUUAGCCAAGGGGAUGUCAGCGAUGGGUGAAGUGAAUCUGGUCAAGGCAAGCUUACCACGAAAGGACUUAAUGGGUUUAUUUAAGUGUGUUGAAUUUUACCCAGGCGACCAGAUUCUCCAUUCAAUGCAAAGUGUCCACAUAAACUGAAGUCCAAAUGUAAGGUCUUGUAACAGUGAUACAGUAUUUGGCCAAACAGCUUCCUCCCAAGUUACUAAAUGUGGUGAUAUGGUACGGGAAUAUGUAAAAUAUGUUAAUACAUAAGAUACAAAAUUAUUUGGGUUAUUUUGUGCUUCACGAACAUAUUGUGGGAACAUUUUGGGUUUUCAUGUUUGAUUUUUCUUCGUGAUUAGACCAUGUGGAUUAUCUAUGUAAUGUUGAUGUUUUUAUAACGUUGAAAGUAAAACGUACCUCUGCAGCAAUCAAGGGACUCCUUACAUGUCAUUUGAAUCAUUUUGGCAUUUUGAAUUAUUUUAUGUUUAAUGUGAAACGUGAACUCACCUGACCACGACGUUUUCAAGUCACAGUACAAUAAAUCAACAAAAAACUUUUCUACAACAGCGUUGUUCCUUUUGUAUGAAAUAUAUUACAAAUAUGUAUAUUUGCCGUUCUAUCAUUUCUGUAGUCAUCGGGUCCCACGGUAUAUAUGGUAUAUCUAAUAACUAUUAAACAUUGCGUACAUUUUAUAAUAACCAAUGUGUAGAGUCUGAUAAGAUGUUGUUACUAUAAUUAUACCAAAUCGUUAACAAUGUGAUAUAAUUUGGCUUUACUGGUAGCAUAAUAAACUACAUGUAAUGUUUGAAAUUGA
Clupea harengus (Atlantic herring) is the source of this 3001-nucleotide messenger RNA. RefSeq names its product shox homeobox 2 (gene shox2). Gene Ontology annotation, biological process: regulation of transcription by RNA polymerase II. The record is from RefSeq and is a predicted model, not a curated record. NCBI's taxonomy places the organism in Eukaryota, Metazoa, Chordata, Actinopteri, Clupeiformes, Clupeidae. Gene Ontology annotation, cellular component: nucleus. Gene Ontology annotation, molecular function: DNA-binding transcription factor activity, RNA polymerase II-specific; sequence-specific double-stranded DNA binding.